Prosopis cineraria is the source of this 1277-nucleotide messenger RNA. RefSeq lists its product as uncharacterized. The record is from RefSeq and is a predicted model, not a curated record. The coding region runs from base 152 to 946 and encodes 264 amino acids. The transcript is spliced from 4 exons. Lineage: Eukaryota; Viridiplantae; Streptophyta; Magnoliopsida; Fabales; Fabaceae.
CGCCGCAAGGUCCGGCUAAACGAAAAAGAAAAACGAAGCCUUCAGCAAGGAUCCCUCCCUUUCUCGUCCGCCCGACCGACCCGACCCGACCUCAUUGUUCAAUAACCUCACACUUCCAUUCUCUUUCUUCUGCUCUGUACAUUCCGUGAAAAUGGGUUCCAAGGGAGCCCACAACAAGCUUCCUGAUUUCUACCAAAACGUCGUCGUAAUGAGGCACGGCGAUCGCAUCGAUAACUUCGAUCCUUCCUGGGUGACCAACGCAGCCCGGCCUUGGGAUCCGCCCCUCAUCCUUGAUGGCCAGAUUCGGGCUUUCGUUACGGGUCGGAAGUUCCGCCGCUUUCUCGGGUAUCCGAUCUAUCGCGUCUUCGUCUCCCCCUUCCUCCGCUGCGUCCAGACGGCUUCCGAGGUCGUUUCUUCUCUCUGCAUCCUUCACGACGAUCCCAGCAUCCUGACCGGUGAUGAUGUAACUAUCGAUUCUUCUAAAGUCAAGGUCUCUGUUGAACUUGGAUUGUGUGAGAUGAUGAGCAGAGAAGCCAUCAAUCUUGCAUUGGCUCCUAAAGAUGGAAAUUGGGGUUUUGAUGUCACAGAGCGUGAAGCAAUGCUCCCAGCUGGGACAGUGGAUAAGAAUGCAAAAAGGGUGUAUAAAGAGUUGCCCAAAUGGGAAGAGCCAUUUUUGGAUACAAGGGCUAGAUAUAAGCAAGUACUUAAGGACCUUGCGGAUAAUUAUCCUACUGAGAAUUUGCUGCUUGUCACGCGUGGGGAAGGAGUUGGAGUGGCUGUUUCUGCUUUCUUAAAUAAUGCCACGGUGUAUGAAGUAGACUAUUGUGCAUAUGUAGAACUUAAACGACCUAUUUUCAAGGAAGGUCAAUGUUUUACUACUGGAGAGUUCGAAGUGCUUACUCGUUCUGGUCAAACCGGCGUGAGUUAUAUUCUCCCAAGUGAUUAAACCAUCCACGUCAGCAAACCAUGAUAAUUACGAAGCAUAGGUUGGGACUGGAGCCUUGCUUCAUUUAUGUGGGUAAUGUCUUCUUCACUGUUGAUGCGGAUUUGUAAAACAUAACAGUAUUAGCCUUAAUUCACAUGAUCUUCUACUUCACUUACAUAGUCAAACUAGGAAAUCAUAACACGCGAUACGGCAAUAUUUUCCUGUUUUGUUCACAGUGAGUUAAGCAUAAACUUUGUUAAUUGAUUGCUGCAUUUGUUGCAAAUGUAAAAUUACUCUAUUCUAUGCUGCUGUAAGCUGAAACAGGAUUACCCUCCUUGGAUUUGGAUCUGUA